UCACACAUGCGCAGUAGCGACCGUGGUUUGUUUGGCGUUUAUUUCCUGCCACCACGUUACGGUUUUUUAACAAAUAGUCUUUAUGGAGGUAAAUAUGUUGGCUGUAUAUGUUUUCAGUGACACACACAACUACUAACCCGCCUGUGGGGCAAUCGACCGUUUCAAUUAAAUGUCAGAGUUUUAAAACGUCACUGAAGAUGCCGCUCUUCGGGAACACGUUCAGUCCGAAAAAGACUCCUCCUCGCAGAUCUGCCUCACUGUCCAGCCUCCACACGUUGGAUCGUUCAACAAGAGAAAUAGAGCUGGGCCUUGAAUGUGUAACUCCUGUGAUGAACCUCGGGGGUCAGAGCAUGAAAUUUGAAGAGGGGCAGUGGAUAACAGAGUCUGGUGAGAAUACGUCUGGGAGGGAAGUGCAGCGACUAAAGAAAAGAAAUGUACAACUGGAGGAGGAAAACAACCUCCUGAAACUAAAGAUUGAAAUCCUCCUGGACAUGAUGACAGAGACGACUGUAGAGUACCACCUGAUGGAGAAAGAAGUGGAAGAUAUAAAGAUUCAACAUCGAAGGAAGAAAUGACAGAUCAGAUCUGGUUCUUUCAUCAUAGGAAAUGUUCUUUUUAAGGUUUUUUUGUAUUCACGAUAGAUUGAAGUUUGUUUUCUUUCUUAUCUUAUGUUGUUGUUUUUUUCUUUUAAACAAUAGAUCAUGAAUUUUCUCACAAUGAGAACACGUGUUGAAGGUCUUGGCCCUGCUCGUAUUUAAAAGCAGGUAAAGAUGUGGCAAAGGACUAAAUAAGCUGUCAAAGUUGUUUGUCUGAUAAUUUGUAAAAACCUGUCUUUUUAACUAUCACCAUACUUUAAGCUUAGUACUUUAAAAUCUGCAGGUGCACUGCAUAUGAAUUAUAUACAUUUCUGUUGUCUGUCAGAUGUAUAUAAUUUAUAUAAUGUUCUUCCUAUUUCUUUUACAAUAAAAUGUUCCAAUUGUAGUUGUUUUGGUGUCUGGAAAAAGGAACUAUAAAGUCAGAUAUAUAUUGACACCAGGUAAAUUUUAAAUGCAAUUUAAAUAUUUACAUGGGAUGAAUAGAUAGAUAAAUGAAUUGGUCUGUAACCCAAAAAACCAAAACAAAGGCUUUGGAUAAAAACAACAAAAUGUACCUUAUCAAAUUAAUUUCCCAUCAUUUAUUUUAAGGAGAUAUUGCGUUCAUUUUCACUUCAUGACAGUUUGACAGUCAUGACAGUCUGUGAUUUACAGUUAUUGAUUUUAUUAUGAACUCCGCCAAAGAGGUUAUGUUUUCAUUGACAUGAUGAAGAAGCAUCCUGAUGCGAAGUGUGAGUGCAGCCAGAUUGAGGCCGUAAAACCUGUUCGCCUGCAGUGAGUUAAAUACUCAAAGGAAGUUAUUAAAGCCUACGGAGAAGUGGCAAAGUUAUUAGAAACCGUCCUCAAUUAACUGAACCAUACUCUGUUCAGAGGGAAAGGAGUUCCGUCGCUCCACCGAGCUGUACCUGUUGAAAUGACGGCGAUCUGACUGAUGGGGGCAGCAACGCGCCAUCGAUGCGUCUGGCCUGCCAUGUCGAGCAGUAGAAGAAGACGGCGGCACUGAUUGACGUCACGGCGUGCUCGGCUGCUGCUACCGCCGAGUUGCUACUUGUGUUUGUGCUACGACAGCGGGAGACGCGAAGUAGUCGUUAGCCUUUUCUUCUAGCGCUUUAAAUUACCCGGUUUUUUACCUGUACGAAGGUCCAGACAUCGGCGUCACAGCAGCGCACUCUAUCCGUAUAAACAUCAGUUUUAAUAAUGCCUCGAGGCGGGAAAAGGUGUCACAAGGGCCGGGGAAAGCAGUUCAGCAACCCAGAGGAGAUCGACCGGCAGAUGAGACAGCAGAAGGAGCUGG
Molecule: messenger RNA, 1887 nt
Organism: Scophthalmus maximus (turbot)
Lineage: Eukaryota; Metazoa; Chordata; Actinopteri; Pleuronectiformes; Scophthalmidae
Gene: cby1
Product: chibby homolog 1 (Drosophila)
Exons: 6
Coding region: 108-575 (155 amino acids)
Source: RefSeq, a predicted model, not a curated record